Trichoderma harzianum CBS 226.95 is the source of this 1368-nucleotide messenger RNA. RefSeq lists its product as hypothetical. The transcript has 5 exons. Lineage: Eukaryota; Fungi; Ascomycota; Sordariomycetes; Hypocreales; Hypocreaceae. The record is from RefSeq and is a predicted model, not a curated record. The coding region runs from base 1 to 1368 and encodes 455 amino acids.
AUGGCCGGCCAAUAUUCAUGUUCCUUCGCCCGGCGGCUCUGCCUGAGCAUUGCGCUGCUGGCCGUGCAGCUGCUCUGCGUCCUUUCCAAGCCGACAGCCCGGGAUGCGUCUUCGUCUUCUAUAUUGGCAGAAUCGAGUCGCAUUGUGCCGGAUUACGUGACCCAAUACGCGCCGCUCGUUUGGCUACACUCGGAUGAUCCGUUUCGACCGGCCGACUUGCUCCAACACAUCCGCCACACAACCCCCGCCACCAACCAAAGCUCCAUCCCCAACCUGCCAAAGCUCGACCUCGACAACCUCGCGAUUCUCAACGACGUCGACACAAAAGGUGGAAGGAUCGCCCUAACCUCGAACGACGACAUUACCGGGUUGCCCGCAUGGCUCUACGGAUCGCUUCCAGACGAGUCGGGCAGGAUUGCAAACGCUACGCCAUGUGUUGUGAUACUCGUUGAGAAGAGUCCUCGAGACGUCGACGCCUUCUUUUUCUACUUUUACUCUUAUGACCGCGGCGCAAACAUUACGCAGGUUUUGGAGCCCCUGAACCGCCUAAUUGAGGAUACUGAGCACGGGAUGCACUUUGGCGAUCAUGUUGGAGACUGGGAACACAACAUGGUCCGGUUCCGAGAUGGGAAACCCACAGGCAUCUACUAUAGCCAGCAUGUGAGCGGCUCUGCGUACAACUGGAAUGACAAGGCUCUUUCGAUGAAGGGCGAGCGGCCUCUUGUCUAUAGCGCAUACGGGUCGCACGCAAAUUAUGCCUCUACCGGCAACCACGUUCAUGAUGCAGCAUUGGUGGAUUUUUGCGAUGCUGGUCGGCUCUGGGAUCCCGUCCUUUCGGCGUAUUUCUACCACCUGGACCCGGCCAACUUCAAGUUGACGCGCCUCUUUCUUUCUGGUGCCAACUCCUCCGCCGCGUCGAAUUUUACCUCCUUUUUCUACUUUACGGGAAUCUGGGGCGAUGAACAGUAUCCGGAUAACGAUAUUCGACAAAAGACCGUCCCUCACUUUGGGUUGAAACGAUUCGUCUCAGGGCCGCAGGGUCCAAUCGUCAAGAAUCUCGUGCGAAACGGCCUGUUUCCCGAUCAGCGUGAAAAGAAGCCGUGGAUGCAGUGGGCGGUUGGCAUCUUCAUGUUUUGGUAUCCGUGCUGCAUACGCGGAUGGAGGCUCUGGGUAUCGUUGAGCGUGAUCGUUGGCUUCAUAAUCUUGACGGCGUUUGGGAUCAGGUUCGUAAUAAAGAAAUACAGAAGGACCAAGGGAUACAAAAAACUAGAGACGACGGACAUUCCGCUCAACGACAUGAGCUAUAGAGAGGGGAGCUCUCGCCUGCCUCUCGCUGAGGACGACUUGGAGACGAGAGACGAGAGAUGA